AUGGCAAAAGAGGUUGGUCGUGCGCCUUCUGAACACUGGAGUCUACGUUUUGGUCCUAUCCUUUUGAUGUUUUGGUUCGUCAUAUUUUUGCAUUUGCAAUCAUUUGGAGAAGGGCACAGCUUUUGCUACGACGGAUCUAAAGAAGGUGAGUUUUGAUAAACUGAAAAAUGCACCUACAUGACUCGAAAUUCGGAAUAAAAUUACUCAAAUUUAAUUAUGAGAAGUUCUAUUCAAUUUACUUUACUGAAACAAUGAUUAAAUUUGCUUAUAAAUUUAAGUAAUUUUACUCAAUCUAGAGUCAGUGCAUGUGGGUGCAUUAUUUUACUCAAGUUCUUGAGUCCAGUGUAAACACUUAUAUAUAUGUUCUUUAACAUAUGUCUAAAUGUGAAAUUUCUAUAAGAGCCAAGACGUGCAAUUAAAAUUUAUGUGAAAUAAGGAUGCAAGAAACACCACAUUGACUGUAUUAAUACUGCAUCUUAUAUAUUGAAAAAUUAACAGUAUAGCUAAGAUAAAAGGAAUCGCGUAAAUGAAUUGGAACUCACUAGUGAAUUGAAGGGUGGUGCGUUUAGCCGAAGCAGGUGUCCGUAUAUUGCGCUAACAUAUGCGCCUGUUAAUUCGCUGCCAGCGAGUAUAUUUUAAAUACGGAGAAAAUGUUCUCGCGUGAAAUAUUUCAUAAUUUCCAGACUGCGCGCAAGCAGAAAACGUUGCCGACGUUCUCUCUUAGGCUAUGUGCACGCGGGCGUCGUUUUCGAGCGUUUUCAAAAACGUUUAUGUCCCUUUAAUCGUUUUGAUGCCCUGUUCACAGGGUCCAAAGGAAAAUAUCUCCAAUGUAUAUUAAAUAAACUACAGCUUUUGUCGUAAAUUGAUAGUGUUUGCAUCCGUUUUAGCGUGAAAACACAAAUGAAAAAACUCGAAAACGUUAUCGCGUGCACGUAGUCUUAUUCUCCCCUACGCCCUGUAUUCUCGCAACAUUCCCCGCGCGUGCAUUGUCACAUCAUGAAUGCACACGACUCGUUUUCUAUUUCUUAAUUAAUGAAGACUAACUUAAACAGAGGUUAAACGAGUUACACGAACAAAAUAUUAGUGGUUUGCAUUCAAUCCCAUGAGAUUUUUAAGAUACAGCCAUGGCCAUGUUAGAGGAAAACACCUUCCAAAUACAAUAGCAGCUAAUGAGAUUCAUUGUAAUAGUUCCUACAACAUGGCCGCAUGAUAUGGAUCAUGCAAAUGUCGAGAGACAACCAACUAAGGAUCAAACUGUUUUAUUUUUCAAAAUUAGUCACCUUCUUUCUACUAUACUUAUUUUACCGUUAAAAAGGUUAUCGUUUGGACACUAAGGUUAUCAAAUAUGUUCACGCAGAGUCUGGACUGGAUUGCAUCUUACAAUGCAUGCUUCAAGAGAUAUUAUGCCGAUCUGCUAACUUCAGAAAAACUUGUGGAGGACAGGAAAAUUGUGAGUUACUCGAAUCUUUGUAUAAAGAAGAACCAGCAGAGAGUUUAAAGAACGAUGAAAAUUUUGAUCACUACAUACUACUUCAACCCGAACGAGUAAGUACAGUCAGAAUAUUUCAUAAGGGUUUCUGCAGAUGGAAAUUUCAAGCAGAAGAUUAUAUACAAUUUUCAAACCUAACCUCUAUCGCGUUAAAGCCGUUGCGUGCGGCGAAGUGAAACAAGGUAUAGCUACGGUUCGAUUUAUUUUUGAACAUAGGUUCCUGUUUUUUGUCUGACUUAGAAAUUUUCUUACUUCUGACUUAGAAAUCUGCGACUUUCCCUCGCUUUUUUAAUUCUCAAAUUGUUUUUUAGACGUUUACAGAUUGGGGUUAGAGAAGGGUUUGGGGUUGGGAUCAGUUUAUCUUAUAAAUGGAAGCAAAUUGGCGUAUUGUUUAGAAGAAUCGUCUAUGUUUAUAGUAUGUCUAUGCUAAAAUUGAGAAUCUCUGAUCAAGAAUUGGCUAUCGUGGUGCAUUGUAAAUAAUAUUUAACAAUUAUAUUGAAUGAGGUUGAGCACUUGCGAUAGAUGAACCAGGCGGAAAUCGUAAUCUUAAGAUAAAUAUUUUAAUAUUAAAAUGCCCAGCAUUAAAAUGCCCAGCAUAAAAUACGUAAAAGAGCCAUAACAAAAAUAUAGUACGAUAUGAAGAAUUAUCAAGCCCGAAGUUUGCCGUUAUCAACCGAAGCCGAAGGCUGAGGUUGAUAUCGGCAAACUGAGGGCUUGAUAAUUUUUCAUAUUGUGCGAAAACCGAAUUCAAUAAUUGUUUUAUUAUUUAUUUAAAAAAUUAAAAACAAACAUUUGUAUUUUAUUUGUAUUAAGAAAAAAACAAUUCCUUAGUCCUUCGGCAGCCGUCGUUACGUCAUAUCAAUGGCGUCAGCGAGUGAAUAUGAUUCUCGUCGUCAUAGUAAUAUGGCGCAAACGCGUCCAAAUUUUUUUCGUAUUGACUCUUUGACGUCAUUUUGCUAAUAUGAAUGUGAAAAAUCCGGAUUUGGUUAGCCAUUGAGUUGAUAUGACAAUUUCCCAGUUGGCUGUUAGCCAAUCAGAAACCAAGAAUUUUUUAAAUAAAUAAUAAUCUCCAUUGUUACAUUGCUGACUUAAGGUGGCUCCCUACAGUUAUAGUCCAGUUAAAACAUUUAUAUAGCUCAGACGUCAUCCUCGCGACUCGCGCGUGGAACCUUCGUUGCCCGUUUUGUAUUUUUAUCUACAAAGAAACGCCAGUUUUUUUAUUAUAAUCCUAAACUUUUCAACAUUCGAACAGUACGUAUGUAAUUGUUAGCUAGUUUUUUACCUACCUUCAGUGUGUUUUUUUUUAUAUAUUUAAUACGUUCAGUACUGUAUUUCAUAAUGCUCACAAUGUUCAACAACAGUGUCACGGACAACACCGCGGAAAAACGUCUGCGCAUGCACCAAAUUUUGAAAAUAUGGCGGGGAAUUUGAAUAUCAAUUUCUAAAACAAAAACAUGCUUAUUAAUUGGUCAAAAAUUAGUAAAACAAACGAGAAAAUAUAGUAAAUGGGCAGACUAGACAUUAAUUGAUGUUCCUCACGCAUUAUAAUUUACACGCAUGCGCAAAUAGUGAUCAUGUCGAAUCGAUAUUUUGUCACGUCAACAGCUUCAACUGGAUUUAGGACUAUUUUUCUCGCGUUUUCUUCGGAAAAAUUUUUUUAAACUUUGCACGUUUGCUAAGCAUGACGAUUCGCCAAACAUAUCAAAAUUUCAAGAAAUUCUAUAAGACAGAUUUUUUGUAGUCGUUAUUCAUGAAUUCCUCAAAACCUGCCUUAUAAACAUCCUUCAAAUUUUAAUAUGUCAUUCCUCUUUCAACCAUAAAUCUUAAAAAAAAAAUUCAGAAAAAUUGACCGAAGGAAAAAAGAUAUUGUCGUUUGUAAAAUUACACUGUUCCUAUUUGUUCAUAUAUCGACAGCAGAAGACUUUUGAACUUUCCUGGAAAUGAUUAUAUUGCCCUGUCUUAAGUGUGUUCAAUAUAAACUUGGUUGAAAACGAAGGUUGCCUAAAAUACUUAAAAUUUUAGAAAACUGUAGGGAGCCACCUUAAAUUGACAUGCUGGGUUAAAUUAAAGUCAAUAACGAGCUAUGGAAUGGCUGUAAAAAUCAAGGACUAUAUUAUUUCUUUGCUAUUCUUGGCCCAUUAUUAUUUGCGGUGAUAUUUGAUGAUCGUAGAUACAGUGGGCCGGGUUUACCAGGUUGAGUUGCCCAUAGUUGGAGGGUACGCCUGUAUUCAUAUCUACUUCUGCACGCCAUUACACCCUACCACGAACGCAACCUCGCAAGCCAGGGUCUUUUACUUCCGCACGGCGCUACAGCAAAGACCCUGGUUCCCUCCGGUCACGUGAACUCCUAAAAAUUAGGGCAACAAGAGGGGAGGGUGGUUGAAAUGUGAUAUGUUGUAAUUUACAACUUCCGGUUAAAUGUUGUGUUUGCAAGGCCCGCCGAGGAGUGACUGUAAAGCUAUGAGAAGUGACUUCAACUGUAAUAUGCAAAAACAUUCAAAAUGUAUUAUUUUUCUUAUUUGUCUGCAGUUUUCUAUUAUAAAUAUUUUGUAUGCAAACACUAUUUGAAGCCCAAGCAGGUUAUUUGCUUGGACAAGCUGUCCUUUGGUGUGUAUAAUUAUACUGACAAUUUUUCGGCGACCGGUAAUAUGGAGAGUCGCUGAUUUACCAGCUUUUGCCUUUGAUGCUUUUCGCUAAAAGAGCGUUAUAAGAACGUCAACUCAUGGUGUUUGUGUAAAUGAGUAAUGCUGCUCGUUACAGUAUAUCUCGAACGCGCCUUUGAUAAACAAUCCAGCUCGAAAAUUAUGUGCGAUAAAACUCAGAGAUCAGCAGUAAAUGUUUUUCAGCAGCCAUUAAAAUGUGACAACGAAGAGAUUGAUUGCGAUGUAGCUGAACUUGACCAAAAGACAAAAGUAAUUCUACAUGUUAUUUUUCAGUCAUCCAUUAUAUUGUUAUCACAAUUUUGUUCACUUUAUGGCAAACGUAGUAUAUUGUUUGUUGUAUUUCAUAACGUACCAGUCGUUAUUGCAUGACUGCUACAGCAUAUAUAUAAACUUGACCGAAGGCACAUAAAAGAAUCACUUGGCUUGCAUAAUUGCUUUGAGUUGGUUGCAAAUUCUGACCGAAAGAAUAUCUUUUGCGAAAAGCAUUCAGAUACAGGCACUGAUAUUGAUGCCUUGCAACUGGAGGACAUUCAUGCAGACCAAUUUAUGCUGUAGUGUAUGCAAAACACAAUGUUUAUGUGUUGAGUGUAGUUUAGAUAUGGAAAGGGAAUGAUUUUACCUGAUUAGACAAUAUUUUUGGGCCUGUGAAAUAUUCUUGACUUAGUACCAAAUGAAUACACAAUUAAUCACAAAUGUGAAUUUUGUUGAACUCAGUUUUUUUACAGUGGGCACAAGUUGCACUAUGUUCACACUCUCUCAUAUACUGUAUAUGUCAUCAUUUGCAUAUAUAAACUCGAUUUACUUCAUGGACAUUACAAAAACCUAUACAGCAGUGCAACUACAAAAUUCUAAAUUGAAUAUACGUAUAAAUACAGUAUACUGUAACCAUGCAGCUAUUUCAAUAAAAGUUGUCACAGACAAUAGUCAGAUGUACAAUAAUAUGAGUGCUAAAUGAUCGAAUAAUGGGAAUAAUGAUAGUUUUCAAUAAGUAUAACACCUCAAAUAUAUUAUGAAUACCUGUCCAAUUUAAUUUGUAUUCCCAUGAGGCUAUUGAUGUGUUAAAAUAGUAUCUUUUUUAGCGUUCAAUUGUACAUUUAACUAUAGUCUGUGACACUAACCUUAAUUGGAAUAGCUGCAUUAUAUAAUAUAGCACAAGUUCAAAUUGUGCAUCUAUUAAUCCUUUCAAGUUAGGAUAGUCUUGGUAGCCUAUGCUGCAGCCAUACAAAUCAUUGUUGCUUAUUCGUGCAAGUGUUAUAGCAUUCACAGUCAUAAUUCCUCUUCAUCUUCUGAUGUAUCCACUGCAUGGUACGUGCUUGGUGAAUGUUCCUCUUGUGUUUGUUUAGCUAGUCAUCAAAUGCAGCGACAAUUUGUCUAUAAUGUUGCUAAUGUAUCUGAUGAUAUAUAUGUGAAGAAACCUUCAUGAAAGUGAUCAUAUACCGUAUUGUUGAUUGCAAAUGGCGGAUUCAGCCAAAAUUCCGACCGUAGCAAUUGGAAGACCCUCCAUAGUCAUAGACCUCCGCAAAAAAUUUGAAUUUCAAGCCUGGAUCCGGAAAUGCCAUUUCGUGCGUUCUGAGCAAAGAAUGUGACCAUUUUAAUUUUUUUCUCAUGCACUGCACUCAUUUUUCAAGCAAAAAUAAGAAAGGUUUCAAAAAGUACAAAGUACUUUAUUCAUAAAAACUUUACUGAACUCUUGUCUGUUAUCAGAAAUAUUCGUCUAAUUUUUAAACCGACUGACCACUUUGAAUCCUUAGUCUCGAGAAUUUUGGCUGUUAUAAAAUUUUCACUUGCUAAGUAUCUUGUAAAUGCUCACUAAUCAUCAAACACAAUAAUUAAGCCGAUUUCCAAAAUGUUUUUUUACGUGUCAAGCGACUUACUUUAAAUAUCGAUUCAGAAUAUUGUCGUACGCACAUAUUCUGCCCAAUACAUUUUAAAUUUGAAAGGUAUUUGCAACAGUUAGUUAGUAAGUUAUAAGAUUGACUUGUAACAAAGCUGUUAUAAACUCGCAACUGUUUUUGAGCACCGUAAACCCUCGUCUAUAAUCCGUCGGAGAGAGAGCUUAUACAGGGUGUACAGCCUCGUACCCAGGCGCUAUAAAUGGGCACACUACAGUGUUUUUAUAUGGAUCAGUGGAUCGAGCGCGCGGGGGUGCUUGGGGAGGUUGCAGGAAACGAAGCGCCUGGCAGAAUUUGUAACAAACAUGGCGGACAUGAGGAUGCAAAUGAGGAAAUUGCUGUACUAUACUCAAUGAAAUUGAAAGGCCUGCCCAUCGAGCGUGACAUUUGGAAAAGAUUUUAUGUCCAAAUGAUCACUGCGUUGAUAAUAAUUAUUUUUCCUCGAAAACGGUAUUAUAUAUUUAUCAUUUUAGCUGGCGAGUUUCCUCAGGACCUCUCGAAAUUUAAUAGAAAGUCUCCUGGUCAUGGUUUAUUUCAAAUGGUUGAAAAUAUUAAAUAUAUGUCUGGUAUUUGAUGCACAUCAUGAAAUGUACUGCCUUUUUGCAGUUUGAAAGAAAAGUAUUCUGACAACAAAGCCAAAGUCAACGAAACUGGCCAAGUUUAUAACUUUAUAUUCUUGAAUUUUAAUAAUACAUUGAAUUUUAUAAAUAUGGAAUGUUGAAACUACUAUUUAUUUGUACUGAUGAUUUUUUUUCCUCAGAUGAGAAAAUUAACUGGAAAAUAUUUAAUGAUUGUAGGUUUCUAAAAUUUUGCCAAUAAAAGGAAUAUAAAUUAACAUGCAUGAGUGCUUUUUAGUAUGCAAAAUAUGGUGAAGAUAAAAACAUAAUUUUUAGAGCUCUAUUGUUGUAACUGGCUGACAAUAAUUAUAUAAACCACAGACCAGACCAAACUAAUCUCAUCUCAUGCAUUGUUCACCUGUUGAUGUUUGUGAUUCACCUUACUUUUGAGUUUUGAACUAUGAAGGCUAUUGCCCUUGAUUGCCAAAAUCUACUAUGUUUACAUUAAGGAAAGGGGUAUACUCUGGACUUGCCUCUGGCUGCAUACAAUGCAUUUGAUACCUGUUACAGACAUAUUCGACCAAAUUGGACAAUUUAAAGGCAUGGUUGCACAUUGCAAUUUGUUGGGCUGAUUACAGUACAGAUGGUAUUGAUAUUUAAAAAUCAAUGACAUUUGAAAAAUAUGUGGCAAACAUUUGAUGGUCUCACUGAAAAUAUUUGUCAACAGUUAGCAAAAUCUAAAAUCAGCCCGGCAAAGUAUGGUGUAUAAACACACAAAAAUACACUCAUACAUGCAUGUACCAUACAUAUACACACAUGAUUUACCAUGUUGCCAUGGAAAUUGGUCUUGGGAUUAAACAAUCCAAACAUGUUUAUACACAAAUGCUUUACCUGAAAUCAUUCUCAAGUUACUCAAGGUAAGUCCCAGUAAACAGCUUGGACAGGUGUAGGUUUGUAGUGUAAACACAAGACCUAUCCCAGUUGUCUCUGUGCUUGCUCCUAAAUCCUCAUGAAUGUUUUACACAACUUGACUAAAUGAGAUAUACCUCAUCAACAUACUAUGCAAACAACCCCAUUUAACCUAAAAUGUUGACAAUUUUAUUUAUUUUGCUCAUAAUAUAAACUACUGGUAUUUACAUUAAAAAAGAUCUAGAGCUAUGGCUGUAUGGAAAUAUUUAUGCAAUUUAAUACUCUUGUGGGCCUUUAUUUAUACACUCAUCCACAUCUUAACGUCUAAACAAACUAGGCACAUUAAACUUUGCAAAUUAACAACUUUGCCCAUUAAGUUUCACUGCCCCCUACUAGGGCUAUGGUGGUGUGCUGAUUGCACCACCGAGUUUCGUGGUGCAAUUGUCAGUUCUAGACCACUUGAUAAACUGCUAGAUUUUUCAAUCUCGUCAUAGUUCUCCAUCUCAUAAUCUGCUUCAGUGGCAAUGGGGACUAUCUAACAACAUAAUAAAUUAACAACAUUUCUAUUACUCAUUAAUUCAUAAAUUUACUACAUUAUAAUGCGAUGCAUGUGUAAAAAUGUGAUGCAUUCAAAUGUGUGCUAACUUAGGAACUUAAACUACAUAAGUACCUUCUUCAAAAUCAAGUUGGGAAAAGGAUGCAUUAAAUAUAUCAUCAGAACUUACUGAUGCUAUCAAAAGAAGAUUUAAUAGGUGUUUUAAAUACGCAUACAGGUGAUACAGCAAAAUUUUGUUGUGGCAAUUUGCUGCUAUUGCAAUUUAUAUAAAAUUAGCUUUGAAAUUGUUGUUAUUGCAUGAACCAAAGUCCAAAGAGACAAAUAUAACAGCAUUCAACACUGAACAAAUUUAUAUAACAAUAUAUAUCGCUAUUUUACAUCAUAUAAAAAAAUGUAAAUAAUAUUUAGUUAAUUUAAAAUCCUUUCGUUUUUAAUAUCAAUUCUAUUAUAACACAGGUAUAUCAUAUUAAAAUUAAAAUGACUCUUAUUAUUAAAAUUAACAGACUCAGUCAGUAUAUUAUUAAUUCAAAUAAAGGUUAAAAAGCGCCUAUUAAGUAUGUUUAAAGAAAAAGAUUACCUUCAUGUGGCUGUCUUUACUCCGUCUGGUCCAUAUUGUCACGGAAAUUGGGCACAAAAUGCACAAAAACGCUUAAAAACUACAUUUCUAAACUAAAUUUCAGAAAUCGACAAUUUCUUGUCGUCACUUAUCGAACAAAUUCUCCAGGCGCCUCCGGUUCCAGUUGCGUCCUCCCCAGGCACCCCCGCGCGCUCGCUCAUCUUAGCCACUGAUCUAUAUAAAAGUACUGUAGUGUACCUAUUUUUAGUUAAUUGCGCCUGGGUACGAGGCUGCAGGGUGUAUAAAAAAACUGAACAGAUAAGAAUUUGCUCUCAAUUUCGCAAAACAGCUAUUAGAAUCCAGUUUUUGAUGUAUAUAGCUUCUUUGAGUACUUAUAAUGUAGAAUAUGAAAACAAUUUCCGAACUCAAAUUUUGUGAACCAGCGGGGCUGUAUCUUUUCCAACAAACUAAAAAUGGCUUGCGCACACAAUUUAAAAGCUUUAAUCAUAUUUUUAGCUUCUUGGCUAAUUUGCAUAUGUCAGCAAUAUGUAAAUUAGGUAAAGGCAUUAAUUAAGCAUGCGAAAGGCUGAUUUUUUACGAAAAAAUGAAUAGCUAAAGGGCUUAAACUAAAGUACAUUGUUUGAAAUUUAGCACAGUAAUUAAAAACCCAACAAAUUUCACAUCUAUUAACUCAAAAUAUGAUUAAAGCUUUUCAAAUUUCGUCCGCAAGCCAUUUUUCGUUUGGUGGAAAAGACACACCACCCUGGUUCAUAAAAACUGAGUUCGAGAAAUUUUUUAAAUACCCAAAGAAAGCUAUAUACAGUAAAAAUUGGAUACUAACAGCUGUUUUGCGAAAUUGAGAGCAAAUUCAAAUCUGUUCAGUUUUUAUACAUCCUGUAUUUUUCAGUCACAUAUGAGCGGACUUAAUAGAAUGCAUGCAUGGGCGGAUUGUAAGGGGACGUACGCAUCGUUUUGCACCUCGCCUAAAAGGGUCAUGCACCUUCUCUUUAGACACGUAAGUUAAAAUGAUAGAUCAAAGUGAACUGUUUCUUAGGGUUUGCACUUUGUAGAAAGUUUUUCUAUAAAAUUAAAACGACGAUAGCCAUUCAUACCCGCUUAAUUAAGUAUACUCUUUUAAUGCAAUAUUACGAAAGAAACUUUGUGGUAAUAUGAUAUAAUGACAAUCAAAAUUGAAUGAGUUUUACAGUAAUAUUUCAAAAAUUCACUGACGUAUAUGUACCGUAUAUGCGUCACGCAGCGUACUUCAUGUAUUUAACUUUAGGUGGAGGGAGGGGGGGGGGAGGGGGCGUUAUAAGCCCUAACUUUCCAUGGAGGCCUUAAGUAAAACCGUUCCACUUCCCCCAAAGCUUUUCCACCUCCUCCACCAUUUCCACAAAAAUUCGGCUACGUACGACAGAAUGAACGUAAGAGAGCUUACUUGAGUUGGGGAGCCUCAUUAGAAAUUACGAUAAAUAUUUUUAAAGUUCGAAAAAUUUUCCAUUUUUAGGAACCACCAAUUUCCUGCAAAGAUAUUCUGAAAAAAUCAGCAAGGGCUACAAGUGGACUUUAUAAAAUCUCUGUCAACAACAAAAUAGUGACAGUAUACUGUGAAAUGGUUCUUCAUGGUGGUAGCUUCACCUUUAUCCCCAAGUCGGCUGUCAAGAAAGGAACCCUACCCAAACUUGUAUCACAACUUUUCACAAACGACUCUGAAGUUCUUCUGUACAUUCAAAAGAAAGAUGGAAAUCAGACCUACACCCACAUCCAACAACUGCAAGAGAAAUCGCAAACGCCUUUAGUAGUCUUGCAGAAUACAAACACAGGUUAG
Messenger RNA from Paramuricea clavata, 10450 nucleotides. The record is from the annotation of a GenBank genome assembly. Lineage: Eukaryota; Metazoa; Cnidaria; Anthozoa; Malacalcyonacea; Plexauridae.